AUGUCGAGAGCUUCACAAUAUCACGAGAUUGGCUCACCAGCGCAACCCCUCACCAGCCACCACGCAGUGCGAAGCUCGUCAAGAUUUCUUGCUUCAGUGUCGUCGCAUAUGGCACUCAUUGGGUUCCUGGUGCUUCCCCUCGCAUUCGGAGACGAGGAGAAAUCCGCCAAUGUCAACAAGACAGCCACCGUCAUCGUCGCAUCCAUUCUAAUCGGAGUCGCAUACUCUGCCUCACUCUUCUUGGUUCUAUGUUAUUACGACGAGCGAACGUUCCUGAUUCAUUCAUUACUCGUACCUGGAUUAAUAUCAAAUGUGCUCGCUCUGUUCAACGUCCUCCUUAAUAUUCUCUGCCGAGAAUUUAUGCCCAUGGGCCUUCUCGAGAUUCUAAGUCUGAGCUUCUCCGCCGCAUUUGCGUUCCUGUAUGCACUGGGGGCGCUCUGGCUGUACUCGCGCGACGUCAACGCUAUCGCCAUGGACUCGAACCGUGGUACUAUUCUGUUAACGGAUGAGGAAAUGCAGCGGCAGCAGCUUCAGCGUCUCCUAGACCAAAACUCCUCUAGAAAGUCGUUGACCCCAAAGGCAGCGCAAAAGACCUUCCGAGUCAAUCAUCCCGGUCGUUUGAGUUCAUUCCCUCCCCCCAGGCAUGAAGAUGGAUACUAUAGUUGA
Messenger RNA from Aspergillus calidoustus, 666 nucleotides. NCBI's taxonomy places the organism in Eukaryota, Fungi, Ascomycota, Eurotiomycetes, Eurotiales, Aspergillaceae. The record is from the annotation of a GenBank genome assembly.